CUGCUGUUCACUGAGGGCUGCCUGCCUGGGGUUUAAACAAGGACACAAACACGCCGAGCCGCUGAGAUUUCCAUGGUUGCUGUGUGACUGACCUACCAAGUCUCUAAAGCAACAUCACCAUGAAGGUUUUCUUCCUGCUGUGCCUGCUGGCGCUAGGCGACGCCAAACCCUACCAGCCAAUCAACGUCAUGGACUUCCUCAGAAACUAUGACAUCAUGAUGGGCGAUGCAGACGAUGAUGAUGACAACAACAUCGACGACGACGAUGAUGAUGAUGAUGAUGAAGAUGAGGACUGCCCGGCCGGCUGCCAGUGCUGGCCCAGAGUGGUGCAGUGCUCUGACCAGGGUCUGAUCUCUGUUCCUGAGAAGAUUCCUGAGGACACAGUGAUGAUCGACCUCCAAAACAACGACAUCACUGAGAUCAAGGAAGAUGAUUUCAAAGGCCUCAAUACAAUCUAUGCCCUGUUCCUGAUCAACAACAAAAUCUCUAAGAUCCACCCCAAGGCCUUUAAGAACAUGGACCGUCUCAGACUGCUGUACCUCUCCUACAACCUGCUGACGGAGAUCCCUGCCAACCUGCCUCGCAACAUCCUGGAACUCCGCUUCCAUGAGAACAGGAUUGCCCGUAUCAAGAGGGAUGCAUUCAGGGGCCUGAGAAGCCUAAAUGUGCUGGAGUUGGGCGCCAACCCUCUGGCCAACAGCGGGAUCGAGCCAGGAGCUUUUGACGGCAUGUCGACGCUGUAUGUGGGCAUAGCAGAGGCCAAACUAACUGCUGUACCAAAAGACCUCCCAUCCUCCAUCACAGAGCUGAGCUUGGACUACAACAAGAUCGCCAAGAUUGAAGUAGAAGACUUCAUCAGAUAUAAAAACCUUCAAAGGCUGGGACUGGGUUUUAACCAAAUUAAGUCUGUAGAGAAUGGGAGCUUCAUCAGCAUCCCCAACAUCCGUGAGAUCCACCUGGACAACAACCGCCUGAAGAAGGUCCCGCCCGGCCUCAGCUCCCUGCGCUACCUUCAAGUGAUAUACCUCCAUGUCAACAAAAUCAGCAGUGUGGGAGUCAAUGACUUCUGCCCCGCCCAGCCCAGUGCCAAGAAGAACCUGUACACAGGCAUCAGUCUGUUUGCCAACCCUGUGAAAUACUGGAACAUCCAGCCGGCGACCUUCCGCUGCGUGACGGGACGGAGGGGCGUUCAGCUUGGAAACUUCAGGAAGUAG
This is a messenger RNA of Myripristis murdjan (pinecone soldierfish), 1214 nucleotides long. RefSeq names its product asporin (LRR class 1) (gene aspn). The coding region runs from base 120 to 1214 and encodes 364 amino acids. Gene Ontology annotation, molecular function: protein binding. NCBI's taxonomy places the organism in Eukaryota, Metazoa, Chordata, Actinopteri, Holocentriformes, Holocentridae. The record is from RefSeq and is a predicted model, not a curated record. The transcript has 8 exons.